CACUCAUCCCUCUCCUCUCCUUCCUUGGGUCCCACCCACACUGGCCCUCGGUUCUUGUCUCACACAUGCCUCAGGGCCAUUGCCCUUGAGUAGGCCACUUUCUGAAGCUCAUGUGGCUGCCUCCUUGUCAUCACCUCCUCGGAGAGCUGAUCACCCAGCAGGGGCAGCCCUGUCUGUCCCCCGAUCCACUCCCUGUGCCAUCACUCUGCCUUGCUUUCCUUCUAGCACUUCUUUGUUGUUGCUCACUGUUUGUAUGUCUCUCCUGAUCCGACGGUAAGCUCCGUGAGAGUGGGGGCUGAGUGUGUCUCACUCACUUCUGUAGCCGCAGCACCCAGUGCUCACUCAAUAAAUGAUGCACACACAAAUGAGGAGGUGAUGGGUCAGUUCCCUAAAGUUCCGCAGGAUGAGGUUCCUCUGGCCUCUCGACUUGUUACCCCACGUUCCCCUUCUAAUCCACUUUGACAGCUCACCUUUUCUCUCUCUCCUUCCUCCUCCAGACACUGCUAACCAAAAUGGCGAACUUCACACCCGUCAACGGCAGCUCAGGCAACCAGUCUGUGCGCCUGGUCACAGCAACCCAUAACCGCUACGAGACAGUGGAGAUGGUCUUCAUCGCCACGGUGACGGGCUCGCUGAGCCUGGUGACUGUGGUGGGCAACAUCCUGGUGAUGCUGUCCAUCAAGGUCAACAGGCAGCUGCAGACGGUCAACAACUACUUCCUCUUCAGCCUGGCGUGCGCCGACCUCAUCAUCGGCGCGUUCUCCAUGAACCUCUACACCGUGUACAUCAUCAAGGGCUACUGGCCUCUGGGCGCCGUGGUCUGUGACCUGUGGCUGGCCCUGGACUACGUGGUGAGCAACGCCUCAGUCAUGAACCUUCUCAUUAUCAGCUUUGACCGGUACUUCUGCGUCACCAAGCCCCUCACCUACCCGGCCCGGCGCACCACCAAGAUGGCCGGCCUCAUGAUUGCUGCCGCCUGGGUCCUGUCCUUUGUGCUCUGGGCGCCUGCCAUCUUGUUCUGGCAGUUUGUGGUGGGCAAGCGGACAGUGCCCGACAACCAGUGCUUCAUCCAGUUCCUGUCCAACCCGGCGGUGACCUUCGGCACGGCCAUCGCUGCCUUCUACCUGCCCGUGGUCAUCAUGACAGUGCUGUACAUCCACAUCUCCCUGGCCAGUCGCAGCCGAGUUCACAAGCACCGGCCGGAAGGCCCGAAGGAGAAGAAGGCCAAGCCGCUGGCCUUCCUCAAGAGCCCCCUGAUGAAGCAGAGCGUCAAGAAAGCCCCGCCAGCGGCGGCCCGAGAGGAGCUGCGCAACGGGAAGCUGGAGGAGGCUCCUCCGCCCGUCCUGCCGCCCCCGCCACGCCCGGUGGCCGACAAGGACACUUCCAACGACUCCAGCUCAGGCAGUGCCACCCAGAAUACCAAGGAACAGCCACCCACAGAGCUGUCCACCACGGAGGUCACCACGCCUGCCACGCCUACCCCUCGCCUACAGCCCCGGGCCCUCAACCCAGCCUCAAAAUGGUCCAAGAUCCAGAUUGUGACGAAGCAGACAGGCAAUGAGUGUGUGACAGCCAUCGAGAUUGUGCCUGCCACGCCAGCUGGCAUGCGUCCAGCGACCAACGUGGCCCGCAAAUUUGCCAGCAUCGCCCGCAACCAGGUGCGCAAGAAGCGGCAGAUGGCAGCCCGGGAGCGCAAGGUGACUCGGACCAUCUUUGCCAUUCUGUUGGCCUUCAUUCUCACCUGGACGCCCUACAACGUUAUGGUCCUGGUGAACACCUUCUGCAAUAGCUGCAUCCCUGAGACGGUGUGGUCCAUUGGCUACUGGCUCUGCUAUGUCAACAGCACCAUCAACCCUGCCUGCUAUGCCCUCUGCAAUGCCACCUUUAAAAAGACCUUCAGGCACCUGCUGCUAUGCCAGUAUCGGAACAUCGGCACUGCCAGGUAGACAGGCAGGGGCGUCAGAGGAGGUCCUGGCGGUCGCAUGUGUGAGCUGGGGGACCACAGGGCUCAGCUGCUGUGGGGGCAGGAUUUGGAGGCACCUCUCGUGUUCACAGUCGCUGAAGAGGACUGAUGUCCCAGACCCUGUGAGGCUCAGGAAGAAGCUCUGGCUGGAUUCAGAGAGACCAGCUCUUUGCUCAGAGGAGGGUCAGCCCUAGGAAGGGUCUGAACCAGGACUGCCUGACCCCUCUCUCUUGUCCUGCCUCAGGGAGCUGGGGGCACUGGCCUCCGUGGGCACCUGCCCUAUGACUAACCAGCGGGGCUGGAAGAAUGGACAUCUGGAGGGGAGCAGAAGCCAGGACCCCCUUGGGAGGAGCAGAGGCCAAAGCUUAGGAAAGGAGACUCGGGAAGGAGUAGGGUUCCCCAUUCUGUUGUAAUCGGUGCUUUCUGCCCCCCUGCACCCCGCAUGAAGGCUCAGCCCCCUCUCCCAAACCCCACUCCUUGCUGCAGCUACUCAGCCAGGUACUGGUUGGAUGGUGGGCUGGCUGGAGGCCAGGCAGAGUGGGCUCCGGGCCACCCCCUUCUGCAGCACAGCCCUGGCCAGUCAGGAUGGGCCAGCACGUCUUCCAUUCACUCAGGAGCUGAGGCCUGGCCUCCCAUGGUCCCAGCCUGAGCAGGGCACAGUCCACCUGAUUCUGAAGAGCCCUCCCCUCCCCAAGUAGAGGGCUCGUUCCAGGUCACACCUAGUGAAGGAGGGGAUGUGACCGAGUGAAGGUGGGGCUGUGGUGGGCAGUGUUCCCUUGGCCUCUGCAGAGGGAGGCCUGGGUCACCAGAGACAGAAGAGAUGGACUUUACCCAGAGAUUUCAGUGCCAGUGAAGGUGGGGUUUAAGGCUGGCAAGCAACCCUUAUCUUUACUCUCCCAACCCAUAGAACCUUCCGGAUUGGCAGUGGCCGGACCCAAGGACCUUUGCCUGGGAGUGUCAGCCCUAGUCUUGUGGGUUCCUGCCCCAGCUGUGGUGUGGCCCCGGACAAGGACUGAAAGGCUCAGAGGACUCGGGGCAGUGGGGGGCCCUGGAAGAAAUUUCAAAACUGGUCUGCUUUUUCUAUGAGCUCCGGGGAGCACCGAGCCCCCAAGAAAACCACCUUUCCCUCCACACUCUCCCCCUCCCAACAAAUUACCACAGCAAAAUCCCCAGGAAGGGGCUUUUAUAUAUUAAAAAAAAAAA
Messenger RNA from Myotis brandtii (Brandt's bat), 3166 nucleotides. RefSeq names its product cholinergic receptor, muscarinic 4 (gene CHRM4). The record is from RefSeq and is a predicted model, not a curated record. The coding region runs from base 513 to 1946 and encodes 477 amino acids. Gene Ontology annotation, molecular function: G protein-coupled serotonin receptor activity; G protein-coupled acetylcholine receptor activity. Gene Ontology annotation, biological process: adenylate cyclase-inhibiting G protein-coupled acetylcholine receptor signaling pathway; chemical synaptic transmission; regulation of locomotion. Lineage: Eukaryota; Metazoa; Chordata; Mammalia; Chiroptera; Vespertilionidae. The transcript has a single exon. Gene Ontology annotation, cellular component: synapse; dendrite; plasma membrane.